This is a messenger RNA of Sycon ciliatum, 2806 nucleotides long. Its product is annotated as malonate--CoA ligase ACSF3, mitochondrial-like. The record is from RefSeq and is a predicted model, not a curated record. Gene Ontology annotation, molecular function: medium-chain fatty acid-CoA ligase activity. Lineage: Eukaryota; Metazoa; Porifera; Calcarea; Leucosolenida; Sycettidae. The transcript has 13 exons. Gene Ontology annotation, biological process: fatty acid metabolic process. The coding region runs from base 237 to 2138 and encodes 633 amino acids.
CGAUCGAUUACCAUAAUCGAUUACGAUGGAGAAGUCAUCACUGCACUGCAUGUUUUCGCUGCAAUAGUCGCUGAACCGUACGAUAACCAGACAGUAGUACCUUGGAGAUGCUACCUUCACUAUUCUAACUAAACUGCCUGUUUCAAGGCACCUCACAGUGUCCAGUAAGAAGCUUGGUUGGGCAGGUGAAGGUCCCUCAGUACGGUUGCCGCUACGUUAACGUACCAGAACCAGCCAUGGCAUGCUGCGGUCUACUCCGCCCCUCUGCAUCUCGACAAAUCUGGGCUCAAGCGGCGCUGACAAGGUCGGUGUCAACAGCACCAUGCUUUACCAGUUCAACUCCGUCACACCAGCGUGCAGUGUCGCAUGUGUACCAGUGCUCAUCCAGUCACCGGUCACCAGGUUACGCACGGUAUUGUGCCACGAGUGCGGCGGGUGGCUUUCCGCUGCACGGCCCUCUGAGCUCGCCUCUACAUCGUAUUGUUGAACGGUCCGGAAGCCCAGACUUGGCCAUAUUUGAUAGUGUCAGCGGCGCGACGAGCUAUCAGCUGAUCUACUCACAUGCGGACGCACUCACACAAUCGUUGAGCUCCUGCCUUGGCUCUGCAGCUGCAGUCACUAAUAACGGCCCACCGAUCAUAGGCGUGCUAUGUUCUAAUAGUUACAUGUAUGUUGCAGCGCAGUGGGCAUGUUGGUCGCUUGGCUAUGUGUUCAUGCCACUGUGCAGUCAACAUCCUACCAAGAUGAUGGAGUACUUCCUCGACGACUCCUCAGCUAAAGCUCUCCUGUUCGAUACGCCGCACAAGGCUGCUGCCAGUCAGCUGACCGAGAAGUUCUCCAUUCCUGGUGUGGAAAUUAACGAGGCGAUCAAGGCAUUUCCAAGUGGAGCUGAGGAUACUCCAUCUUGGUCGCCAUCGGUUUCUGAGUGGGCUGACUAUCCAGCAACUCUGUUCUAUACAAGUGGGACCACUGGUCCACCAAAGGGUGUGCCAGUUACCCAUGGAAACCUGCGGGCUGGAGUACGAUCCAUUGGCGACGCCUGGCAGAUCUCGGCGCGAGACUGCAUCCUGCACUGUCUACCACUACAUCAUGUACAUGGCGUUGUCAAUGCUCUCACUGUGCCUCUGUCACUCGGUGCCAGUGUUAACAUGCUGCCAAGGUUCGAUGCUGAGAAGGUCUGGACAGGACUGCUUGGCGUUCCGAUGCAGCGCAUCAAGGACAAUGUGUCCGCCACAGCGCAGCCUAGCAAUGCACGGCCGUCUGUGUUCAUGGCUGUUCCCACGAUGUACGCCAAGCUAAUCAAGUAUGCUGCGGACUGUCAACUAUCUCAGAGCGAGAAGGCGGAUGUGGCUGCACGCUGCAAGGAACUAAGAGUCAUGAUAUCCGGCUCCGCACCACUACCGGACCCUAUACUGCAGGCUUGGCAGGACCUGACAGGUCAUCGCCUGUUGGAGCGGUACGGCAUGACUGAGAUCGGCAUGGGCUUGACCAACCCUCUACAUGGUGACCGCCUAGCGGGUGCUGUUGGCCAGCCGUUUCCAGGCGUUGAAGCAAGGAUCAUGAGCUCUGACAGUGAGGUAAUGGUCGAAGGAACGUCGGUGGCAGUAUCCACUAUGCCCGGCUAUGCGGGCGAGCAGGGUGAACUCCAGGUCAGAGGUCCGUCAGUAUUCCCUGGUUACUGGCGAAAACCCGAGGCAACAAAGAAGUCGUUCACUGCAGAUGGCUGGUUCCUGACUGGUGAUACAGCCGUGUACGAGAAUAGUGUGUUCCGCAUUGUCGGUCGAACGUCAGUGGAUAUCAUCAAGUUUGGUGGCUAUAAGAUAAGUGCACUGGAUGUGGAGCGCUGCCUCCUGGCCCACCCUAGCAUCGCUGACUGUGCCGUUAUUGGUCUACCAGACACAACGUACGGUGAAGUUGUCACGGCUAUUGUCGUAGCAAACACCAUGCCAGGGGCUCAGGAUUCUCUCACUAUACCAUCUCUCGAGGACCUGGCGGAGUUUCUAAAGAAGUCCUUGCCUCCCUACCUAGCACCGCGGCGAAUGCACAUUGCUCCUGAAUUGCCGCGCAACGCUAUGGGCAAAGUCAAUAAGAAAGAGCUUGCGAAGUUUGUCUUGGACGGGAAAUAUGAUUGCCACUGACACAUCUACUCUGCACCACCUGGACAGCGGAUAGACAUGCCGUGUGCUGUGUGCCUGUGCAAACGUUUCAAUCAAUCAUGCUUUUAUGGUAAGGGCAGCUUUACAACAAGAUCACAGCCCCUGGCUCUGUUGCCCAGACGUCUGGAGGCGUAGCUCACCCUGCUGGAUAAGCAAAGCAAAAAAUAUGCUGCAGAUGUGACUGGCUUUUAGCCUCAGCGUUUUGUUCAGCCAUGGCAACACCACAGUGGUCAUAAUCAAGUAGGUUGCUCUAUUGCUCCAAGAGUACUCAAUACCCGUAUAACGUUAGGGCAGAGCUUUUCGAACAAGCUGGCAUGCAAUCAUGAUACUUGUAGAUACUGAUUAUUCACAUAGGUACCGAGAUGCGUCUAUCCUAGAACACGUACACGUAACUUAUCAUGAGUGGAGAUCUGGUAUGGUUUAUACUCUUUUAAAUCUACUAACGUUCGGCAGAAUAAGUACAAUAUUGCUUUUUCUAUUUCUUGGCAGGUUGUAUAGUUGCUUCGAAAAGAGUGUCUCAGUGAUGUAACUUGUUCGACAUAUUUCGCUCAUUCUGGCCCUGUACACAGUACUAGAACCUGCUGUUAUUACGUUUCUAAAAUGUGGUGAAUUGCCCAAGAGGGGAACAAGCUUCCUCAAUUACUUACGUA